AUGGGACAUGAUGCAAUAUCAGCACAAAAAUUUAGAGAAUCGUUAAGGAGACCAGAACCCAAAGUAAGAAAAGUUCCAGCAUUUACAAUUCAAGCUUAUCAAAGAAAUACAAAAGUAAUACCAUUGCCAAAAAUUGAUUUUUAUAAAAUAGUCGAACCGAAACCAUCAGCACUCAGAAGAGCAUAUCUCAAUCAAAAUUUACCAAUAAAUAUUGAAAUCGAAGGAGGAGGAACGGUUCUUAAAUGGCGGGAGGAUAUAGAAUUAUUAGAUUUUCAUCAUUAUCUCCCGAUAUUUUUUGAUGGUUUAACAGAAAAAGAAAAUCCAUUUAAAUUUAUAUCAGAACAAGGGAUACACGACAUGUUAGUCAAAGCAGGACAUAAAGUUUUACCUGUCAUACCUCAGCUAAUACUACCUAUAAAAAGAGCAUUAGCGACAAAAAAUCCUCCCAUCAUGUGUACAACAUUGAAAGUUUUACAACAUCUCGUCAUGUCAGGUGAUAUGGUUGGAGAAGCUCUUGUUCCAUACUACAGACAAAUCCUUCCAGUAUUGAAUUUGUUUUGUAAUAAAAACAAAAAUUUAUGGGAUGGAAUAGAUUAUUCUCAACAGAGAAGAGAAAACGUUGCAGAUUUAAUACAAGAAACUCUUGAAGUUUUAGAAAGAUACGGUGGAGAAGAUGCAUUUAUUAAUAUUAAAUACAUGGUACCAACUUAUGAAUCUUGCAUGCUGAAUUAA
Pediculus humanus corporis (human body louse) is the source of this 732-nucleotide messenger RNA. RefSeq lists its product as uncharacterized. Lineage: Eukaryota; Metazoa; Arthropoda; Insecta; Psocodea; Pediculidae. The record is from RefSeq and is a predicted model, not a curated record. Gene Ontology annotation, molecular function: Hsp70 protein binding; Hsp90 protein binding. Bases 1 to 732 code for a protein of 243 amino acids. The transcript is spliced from 5 exons.